GUUCAGCGGCGGAGGCGGCGGCGGCGGCAGCGGUUGUUUCUGCCUCUCCGCCACCUCCACCGCGGCCUAUCCGCCCGGCGGCGUUGGCGGGGAGGGGGACAGUAGUUGUAGACGCCCGCCCCUGCCUCAGAGAAGAUCCACAUUGAACGGAUGAAGAGAGAGCUUGUUACAGAUACUUUCUGUAAAAGGCAUCUAUACAGUAGUGCCACAGUUUGAAUAAUAAAGUAUUUCACUCUAAGAGGUGAAUAGGAGUGAAAUAUUGGACAAAAGUAGAUUUUAUGUCUGCAUCAUGGUUGUUAGCUCUCUGGUGUUGUACAGUUUCACUGUUUGCAGAAAGUUCAUGCUGAAAAACGAAAGCAAUUAAUGGAUGAAUAUGAUCAGAUUUCUCUACCAAGUUCUCAGCCUGCUAAGGAAAAUCCCUUUUUGUCAGGCUAAUGAAGCAUUCAAAGAAGACAUAUGACUCUUUUCAAGAUGAACUUGAAGAUUAUAUUAAAGUACAGAAAGCCAGAGGCUUAGAACCGAAGACUUGUUUCAGAAAGAUGAGAGAGGACUAUUUGGAAACCUGUAGGUACAAAGAAGAGAUGGAUUCCAGACCCAGGUACAGGAUGUUUGAUCAAAGACUCCCACCUGAAACCAUCCAGACCUACCCAGGAUCAUGCAGUAUUUCACAAAGCAUGGAAAACCGGUUACCUCAGUGGUUACCAGCUCACAACAGCAGGCUGAGAAUAGACUCUCUGAGCUACUGCCAGUACACCAGGGACUAUUUCUCACAAAAGCCAGUACCCCUGAACCUUAGUCAGCAAGAAUACAAUUAUGGCUCAUACAGUGUAGAGCCUGGAGGUUACAAGCACUUCUCCUCAGGAAACAGUACCAGAGCCCAUCAAGCCGGUCAUACACAGAUCCAUCAGAUGAGGACAAGGUGCCCCGAGGAAGGCGGAGAAAGACCAGAGGAGGGGCGGCCCAAGCAUAAGAGGAAAAGAAGUUGUGAGGAAAUGAAUGUAGACAAACAUAAGAGCAUCCCCCCAAAUAAGACAGAGAUAGAAACAGAAACUGUACAGGUCAGUCCAGCAAAAUGUAAGAACCGAAAGGAGAAAAAGAGCCGAAAUAUAGCCUCUAAGAAAGAGGAACGUAAGCGUAGAAAAGAGAAAAAGGAACAAGGCAAAGAAAAGACAGAGGAGGAAAUGCUUUGGGACCAGUCCAUCCUUGGAUUUUGAAGCUGUUCAGUUGGUCCUCCUGAGGUUAAGUUGAAAAAAAAAUAGCUGAGGGGCUUGGUUUUAUGACGUUCAUGUUUGAAUCACUUUUCUUAUGUGAACGGGUACUUUUAACUUCUAACAAAACCCAAGCGAACAGGAAGGAUUUAGUACACAUGCUUUCCAACAGAGAAAUGACUUUUCCUCGUUUUCUAAAAGCGUUUUCCAUUUUUCUUAACAUACAAUGUAACUUCCCUUUAUGAGAGUGGCUCUGCUGUUAUUCAUCCAAAUGCUAUGAUGGUGGAAUUAUUUUCCCUUGGGAGAUCAAUUUAUUUCAAGUUGGAGGAUUAAUAGGCUUUGCAGAAUCUAUUUCUUGAUUGGAUUUGUUUUGUUUUUGAGUUGGGUAUCUUUCUGUCCAUUGGUUUUCUCUAUAAAAGCAAUUUAGGUUAUUCUUCCUUUGUUAGAUCUACCUUGCAGCGUAUUUUCUAGGUUGGAAAGUGGAAAAUAAAAUGCAUUAUAAUAAUAGUAAGUUUAGGUUACAUAUAGUAUUAAAAGUUUCAAAGAGUCUUUCUACAAAAUCGGUUUAUAUUCUGGAAAGGUUUAUAAUAAAGACUUCUAAUUUCUGCA
Messenger RNA from Lepus europaeus (European hare), 1817 nucleotides. Its product is annotated as lysine-rich coiled-coil protein 1-like. Lineage: Eukaryota; Metazoa; Chordata; Mammalia; Lagomorpha; Leporidae. The record is from RefSeq and is a predicted model, not a curated record. Bases 435 to 1214 code for a protein of 259 amino acids. The transcript is spliced from 4 exons.